Molecule: messenger RNA, 2142 nt
Organism: Tarenaya hassleriana
Lineage: Eukaryota; Viridiplantae; Streptophyta; Magnoliopsida; Brassicales; Cleomaceae
Product: pentatricopeptide repeat-containing protein At3g62890-like
Exons: 2
Coding region: 81-1949 (622 amino acids)
Biological process (GO): RNA modification
Molecular function (GO): RNA binding; zinc ion binding; protein binding
Source: RefSeq, a predicted model, not a curated record
GGUUGGAUUACCAUCUCGAAACGGGUUACCGACGAAGAUAACGGUAACGGUAAUCGCUGACUUCGCCAUUCUAUCAAACGAUGAGACGUUGUUUCUCAACGUUCACAAAACCCCUGAAUUCUCCCCAAAACCCUGAAUCCUUCCUCAAUCGCUGCAAAUCAAUUCACCAUUUUUAUCAAAUCCAUGCUCAAUUAAUCACAAAGGGCCAAGUUUCUGAUCCCAUCGUCGCCGACAAGUUCCUGAAAUCUGUUUCGCCAUGCUCGGUACCUUAUGCCCACAAGGUGUUCGAUCGAAUUCUGAAACGGGAUGUUUUCCUCUACAACACCAUGAUCAAAGCUGGGUCGGCAACGCCCGAUUCUUGUCGCGACUCGCUGGUUCUGUUCCGGUCCAUGGUUCAGGUUCCGGGUCUUUCCCCGAAUCGUUACACGUUUGUGUUCUGUUUCAAGGCGUGUGGGAACGGAUUGAGUGUUUGCGACGGAGAGCAGGUUCGUGUUCACGCCAUAAAAGCUGGUCUUGAGAGCAAUCUGUUUGUCUCGAAUGCGUUGAUCGGGAUGUACUCGGCUUUGGGAUUGGUUAGCGAGGCGAAAAAGGUGUUCGACUGUGCAGAUUUGAAGGAUAUCUAUACUUGGAACAUUAUGAUUGGUGGGUUUGUCGGAAGUGAGUUGAUGGAUCAGGCCAAGGAACUCUUUGAUGAAAUGCCUGAACGUGAUGUUGUCUCGUGGAGUUCGCUGAUAGCUGGCUACGUGCAGGUAAGCUGUUUUGCAGAGGCAUUGGAUACAUUUCAUGAGAUGUUGCAAAUGGGUUUUCCUCCAAAUGAGUUCACUCUCACAAGUGCUCUGACAGCAUGUGCCAAUUUGGUGGCAUUGGAUCAAGGAAGGUGGAUCCAUGUGUAUAUCGAUAAGAGCAAUAUCGGCAUCAACAACGAUAGAUUGCUUUCUAGCCUUAUCGACAUGUAUGCAAAGUGCGGGGAGAUAGAAUUGGCCACUGAAGUUUUCAACAGUAGAAACGCUCUGAAAAGACAUGUCUGGCCUUGGAACGCAAUGAUUGGUGGGUUUGCUAUGCAUGGGAAACCACAGGACGCCAUUAACACUUUCGAGCAAAUGAAGAUUAAAAAGGUUCCUCCUAACAAAGUCACAUUUGUUGCACUGCUUAAUGCUUGUAGCCACGGUUACAUGGUUGAGGAAGGAAGAUAUUAUUUCAAGUCGAUGUUAGAUAUCCACGGUCUUGAACCAGAGAUGGAACACUACGGUUGUAUGGUAGAUCUACUCGGGCGGGCUGGACUGUUGAAGGAAGCAGAAGAGACGAUAUCAAGCAUGCCAAUGCCACCAGAUGCUGCCGUAUGGGGAUCACUGCUCCGAGCGUGUAAAUUACAUAAAGACAUUCAAAGGGCUGAAAGAAUUGGGAGCACCAUCAAAGAAUUGGAACCAUCCCAUACCGGCUGCAAGGUCUUGUUGGCAAACAUGUACUCUUCAUACGGAAGAUGGAAUGAAGUGAACGCCCUGAGAGAGAUCAUUGGAAAGAGUAGGAAAAAGAAAACUCCGGGUUGCAGCUCUAUCGAGUUGAAUGGGGCGUUCCAUGAAUUUCUUUCAGGCGACCAGUCUCAUCCGGAAACCAAACGGUUAUAUCUGUUCUUGGAUGCGAUGGCUUCGAAGCUUAAACUGGCCGGGUAUGUCCCAGAAGUAGGCGAAGUGCUACAUGAUGUUGACGAAGAAGAAGAGAAAGAGACAGCUCUGUCAAGACAUAGCGAGAAACUAGCCAUUGCUUUUGGGUUGAUGAACACAGAACCGGGAACUAUAAUCCGUAUAGUGAAGAACUUGAGAGUAUGCUUGGACUGCCACGAGGCGACAAAGUUCAUUUCAAAGGUUUAUGAAAGAGAGAUAGUAGUCAGAGACCGGAUCAGGUUCCACCAUUUUAAGGAUGGCUCCUGUUCUUGCAAAGAUUACUGGUGAAACCAUGGAGGGAAAUUGUCAUAUGGGUCUCCGAUUUCUUGGCCAUUAUCUGCUAUUGCUUUUACCUGGAAGAAGCUAAUCACAUGCAUCCAGAAGCAAUCUAACAAGGCGGAGGGUGAGAGUUUGCAGUCAUGAUCCAUCACUGAGACUCAAUAUAUGAACUCAGAUCUUCAACUAGGCGAAAGUUGGAGAU